AUGGCACGCAGGGAGUCGCCAGUGGCGUUGAAUGGAACUCAUAUUUCCUACAUUGGACAUGAUUGUAAGGACAUCCCAGCCUUUCUGGGGGACUCUUUUGGAGAUUUUGCAAGGAGGCUGGACUUGAGCUUCAACCAGCUCAGGUCCCUGGCAGGCCUCAAAACAUUCACUGAGCUGGAAGAGCUGGUCGUCGACAACAAUCUACUUGGGAAUGACCUCCGGUUACCCAGGUUACCUAACCUGCACACCUUAACGCUCAAUAAGAACAAACUGACUGAUAUUGAAGCCCUGCUGGAGCACUUGGCUGAAGUCACCCCCUCGCUGGAAUAUCUCAGCUUGCUCGGUAAUGAGGCCUGCCCCAACCAGCUGGUCAGCCUGGAUAAAGACGAGGAUGACUACCAGAGAUACAGAUAUUUUGUUCUACACAAACUGCCACAGCUGAAAUUUCUGGACACCAGAAAAGUUACCAGAAAAGAAUUAAUGGAGGCCCAAGCGAGAGGAGCAUUCAUGAAGGUGGUCAAGCCCAAGUCGGAAACUCCGCCCAACGAAGCUGGAUUUGAGAACCGCCCUCUGCCCUACACGCCUCUACCCCGAGGAUCCAGAGAUGCUAGAAACCACAAAGGCGUCUUCGCCAAAUGUCGCUACGUCUACUACGGCAAGCAUUCCGAAGGCAACAGAUUCAUCCAAAACGACCAGCUUUGA
Molecule: messenger RNA, 702 nt
Organism: Nerophis lumbriciformis (worm pipefish)
Lineage: Eukaryota; Metazoa; Chordata; Actinopteri; Syngnathiformes; Syngnathidae
Source: RefSeq, a predicted model, not a curated record